This is a messenger RNA of Solanum verrucosum, 653 nucleotides long. Its product is annotated as proteinase inhibitor type-2. The record is from RefSeq and is a predicted model, not a curated record. NCBI's taxonomy places the organism in Eukaryota, Viridiplantae, Streptophyta, Magnoliopsida, Solanales, Solanaceae. Bases 32 to 475 code for a protein of 147 amino acids. Gene Ontology annotation, molecular function: serine-type endopeptidase inhibitor activity. The transcript is spliced from 2 exons.
AAGAAAACAAGGUACUAAUUAAUUAUCCAUAAUGGCUGUUCACAAGGAAGUUAGUUUCGUUGCUUACCUACUAAUUGUUCUUGGAAUGUUUCUAUAUGUUGAUGCUUUGGGUUGUACUAAAGAAUGUGGUAAUCUUGGCUUUGGGAUAUGCCCACGUUCAGAAGGAAGUCCGACAAAUCCCAUAUGCAUCAAUUGUUGCUCAGGCUAUAAGGGUUGUAAUUAUUAUAGUGCUUUCGGGAGAUUUAUUUGCGAAGGAGAAUCUGACCCAAAAAACCCAAAAGCUUGCCCCCUAAAUUGUGAUACAAAUAUUGCCUAUUCAAGAUGUCCCCGUUCAGAAGGAAAAUCGCUAAUUUAUCCCACCGGAUGUACCACAUGCUGCACAGGAUACAAGGGUUGUUACUAUUUCGGUAAAAAUGGCAAGUUUGUAUGUGAAGGAGAAAGUGAUGAACCCAAGGCAUAUUUGUCCACAGCAUAAAGCAUCAAUACUAUGCGUUGUAGUUUUUAAUUAGUAAUUAAUGUAUGAAAUAAAAGCAUGCACACAUAAUGACAUGCUAAUCACUAUAAUGUGUGGGCAUCAGAGUUGUGUGUUAUGUGUAAUUACUAAUUAUCUGAAUAAGAGAAAGAGAUCAUCCAUAAUUCUUAUCCUAAAUGAA